UUGCCGGUAGAAUUGCAAGAAUUGUUUGAUAAACAAUUCUUGCAUUACCCUGAAGCUCCAGUAGGUGGCAGCAGUGCCGUGAUUAAAGGCGCUGUUUAGAGCCAAAGAAGAAAAAGAAGAAGAAGCAGAAGCCAUAGGCAGAAGCUAUCAUGAUAGCUUGUUAGCAUCGUUGUGCUCUGCCGGUUUCAUCUGUAAUUACAUGGAGAAGAAGAGCCGCUCUUAGUUUCUGAGGACUCGCUCUCCUUUCCCCUCAGGCUGGGUGAGAAGAUGUAGCCAAUCAGGUGGGAGAUCUCUGCAGCACCAGAAGCCUUCAGUUUUCAGAUCCUCAUCCUGGAGCUCCUGGCCUUCUGACCCGGAGUCCGUCUGUCCGUCCGUCAGCCAUGUUGUUUUCUCUGAGGGAGCUGGUCCAGUGGCUGGGCUUCGCCACCUUCGAACUCUUCCUCCACCUGCUGGCGCUGCUGCUCUUCAGCAUGCUGGUGGCUCUGCGGGUGGACCUGCUGAGCGACCGGCUCAGCUGGUGGCUGGUGUUUGUGCCGCUGUUCGCCGCCGACGGCCUCAGCACCUACUUCACGGCCAUCGUGUCGAUCCGGCUGUACCAGGAGAACGAGAAGCGGCUGGCGGUGCUGCGGCUGCUCUGGGUGCUGACGGUGCUGAGCCUGAAGCUGGUCUGCGAGGUUCUGCUGUGCCAGAAGCUGGCCGAGCAGGACCGGGCCCGAGACCUGUGGUUCGGCCUCAUCGUGUCGCCGCUCUUCAUCCUGCUGCAGCUGCUGAUGAUCCGGGCCUGUCGGGUCAACUGAGGGCAGAGCGGCGCCGCCAGAGAUUCACCGCGGUGCAGGAGGGCCGGCGGAGGGAGGAAGGAAAGAAAGAGGAGGAGCAAGUUUCAGUGAAAAACAAAAAAUCUGAGAUUAGUCUGAGUUUGAAAAGUCGAAAAUUCCAGAGAAAAAACUCUGAAAUUAUGAGAUUAAUCUGAGAAAUUUUGUACAAAGUGAGUUUUUCUCUGAACUUUCCUGCUCUCUAUUGUUUCUGCUCUGGCUCCACUGCGCCGUGGCAGAGAUUUAUGGAUAAUAUUGAUGUAUUAUUUUUUAGUUUUUGACAUUUUGUGACCUUUCUUGAAGGAGUUCUUCAUGUUUGGGGUCAGAGAAGAAGAAAACGAUCGAUCAGGUUGUUGUUUGUGCUCGAGAACAGAAACUCUGACUCAACUCUGUGCAAAAGUCUUGAGUCAUUCCUCAUUUCUUUACAUUUCUCUUCCAUGCAGCCAAACAUCUGUGUUCAAUACACUGACAUUAAUUUCUUAUCUCAAUUUAUGUCUUAUUGAAAUGUUAAGCAAACUGAUUUUUAAAAAUCUGCAGAUCAGAAAGUCACAUCCUCAAGAAAUAAACAAAAAACUGAUUUUUGUUUCUAGUACAUUUUGUAACUGAAGAUAUGAGAUAAAUCUUCUUACAAGAAAUACAGAUAGAUUCCCUUUUUUUUUUCUUUUAGCAAAUAUCGUAAAGGUUUACAUUUGUUUAAAUAAACUUUUUUUUUUUUUUUUUUUUUACAGAACUAAUUCCAAAACAUUUCAGAUUUAGGAUUUUCUACAUCAGAGGAAGUGAAAUGUGACAAUAAUCUGAAUAAUAACCAGUUUUUGUGCAAAGCACCGACUGUUGAAAUCUGAUCAGGUUUGCGUUAAAAUUUUUUAAAAAAAGAUAGAAAUCUAAAAUAUUAAAAACAUACAUAAUGUAGCAGAAUUAAAACAUAGGAAAUAGAAAAUAACUGAAAUGUGACAAAUUAGAGCAUUUUGAACAGAGUUUGGCUCAUUUUAAAGUUAAAUUUGAAGAAAUCUGAAUAAUUCAAGACUUGUGCACAACACUGUCUCUUUAAAUCUGUAAGGAAUAAGUAAAGUUAAUCAACAGGAACUUUAUUUUGUCCACAGGAAGUCGCCGUUCUGCAGCUAACGGUUCAUAAAUCACCAAACUCUCCGUUUCCUCCACGCUGUGUCGCUCACCCAGCCUGACGUUUCUCUGUAAAUGUUAUGCAUGUAUUUAUGGGAACCUUUAAUUUAAAACUUGAUGUAAAAUUCUGUGUAUAUAUAUGUUGAAUUUUUAAGGAAAAAUCCACGUUUAUAUUUAUGUUCCUCUGGUUUUUGCUGCAGUACACAUUGGUUAUUUGUAUAGAAUCUGUAAAUAAAACAAACAUUUAAAAAGAA
Molecule: messenger RNA, 2185 nt
Organism: Poecilia latipinna (sailfin molly)
Lineage: Eukaryota; Metazoa; Chordata; Actinopteri; Cyprinodontiformes; Poeciliidae
Gene: tmem203
Product: transmembrane protein 203
Exons: 2
Coding region: 381-797 (138 amino acids)
Biological process (GO): intracellular calcium ion homeostasis
Cellular component (GO): endoplasmic reticulum
Source: RefSeq, a predicted model, not a curated record